Megachile rotundata (alfalfa leafcutting bee) is the source of this 4327-nucleotide messenger RNA. RefSeq lists its product as uncharacterized. The record is from RefSeq and is a predicted model, not a curated record. Gene Ontology annotation, molecular function: protein binding. NCBI's taxonomy places the organism in Eukaryota, Metazoa, Arthropoda, Insecta, Hymenoptera, Megachilidae.
AAGGAAAGGCACGUAAGUGUCCCCCUCCGAUUUUGAUGAAACUUCGUAGGUUUGUUAAUAAGGGUUUUACUGUGUUAUCAUUGUAAGAGUACACAUAAUAUUUUUCUGUCUUGUUUUCGAGCAUGCAUACAAUGUCUCAGCAUAACUCGCGGACAUGUUUCUACGUUAUAAUAUGAUAUUAGGUGAAACAGGAUACUUUUGAAAAAUUGCACGUUUCUUUUAAAAACAAUCUUACCAACUAUCAUAUAUAAAACUUACAAACUAGUGACUAAUGAUAUACUUAAUCUAACUAUCACUAGAUAGCACGUCUAUAAAGGUCAAUUGGCGACACUGGUCGCUGUAUGUCAACCCAAGAUAUAAAUUCAUAGUGAUGUAGGGUAAUUCCUAGCUUGCUCACCACACCCCCUCAGUCAUUAUUAAAAACAGUUGAUUUCGAAAUAAUAGCCUGCGUUUUUGUAAAUCAAUGAGGAGUCAAAUUUAUAUUUUCUAUAAUAAUAAUAGUAUUCGUUAAUUGUCAGUAAAAUAUUAUUCUUUACUUUUCGAUAAACAUACACAGCAAUAUUAAUUAUAAAGAUAGUGAACGGGCUAAUGACCACAGUAGUCGACGCCCGCAACAAGAAUCAAUCAAUCAAUCAAUCAAUCAAAGAUAGUGAAGGUGCUACCCUUCUUAUACGCCUUUCUUGAAGCAGAAUCAAAGAAUUAAAUUGAUUUUUAUAAUAGUUGAUUAGAAUAAUCAUAGAGUUCAUUGAAAAUUCGAGUAUAAAAAAAGUGAUAGUAAUGUAACAAUGUGUUUUCAAAAAAGGCUUAGAAAUGGAAAAUUACUUAUUGCAGCAGGUGAAGGUAAAUUGGAAGAGGUAAAAAAACUUGUAAAGGAAGGAGCAGAUAUUAAUUUUUCUGAUACAGAAGGUAAUACUGUUUUACAUUAUGCAGUUGAGAGUUGUAAUUUGGAAGUUGUUCAGCAUGUUAUAAAUGAAAUGUACGUCGAUAUUGAUAUUGAGAAUAACGAGAAUAGAACUCCACUUAAUAUUGCUAAAGAGAGCAAAAAGCAAGAUAUUAUGGAAGCAAUAGAAGAGAAAGUAUUGUGCAAUGCUCUUAAUAAUUUAGAGACAGUAAUUUCUUCUAACACUAUAAAUGAAAGUAUCUUACAGGUAGAAACAGAUGUAAAAGGAAAGAUUAUAAAAAAGAUACAAGUUUCCUUACAAGCUCUUGAAGAAUUAACAAAGAGUGAAGAAGAUAUAAAAAAAUUUACUCAUAAAAAUGCAAAUGUUUUUUUGCUCUUUUUAGAAGCAUUUGCAUUACAAGAUGUAGAAAUAAACAACGAAAUAGAAAAAGCACAAAAAGAUGAAUUGAUAAAAUGUUUUGGACAAAAAAAUUAUGAACUUAUUAGAUCUUUAAGAACUCGUCUUGUUCAUCCAAAAGAUACAAACAUGAUAAUUGAGCCUAAAAAUCUACAAAAGCUUACCAAAAUGCAUAGUUCAGUAGCAAAAGUUUUUAUAAGUUUAAAAAAUUAUGCAGAGGAAGUAUCUGAGAGUCUUAAUAAAAAACAAAGUAAAUCAGAUAUAAAAGAUCUAACUGAAAUAUUAUUGGAUUCAGAAAUUCAUAAAUCUAAGAGCAAACUAACUAAGAACAUUUACAAUUUAUUUGAAAGACUAGUAAAAGUCGCUUAUUCAACCAAUGUAAAGCAAGAAGAAUUAGAAGAGGCAAUGUUUGACCUUAUUGUAAAUAUUAUUCCUUUUUUAUCCCAAGAAGGAGUACCAGAAAAUUUACAAAAAUUAAAAGAUUUAAGAAAUGAGCUUUUUCACAAUUUUCAUGAAUAUAAGAAUUUAAAGGUCAGAAAGUUGGAAUUAAAAAAAUCUAUAUCAAAUUUAAGGUCUGACAUAUUUAAAUACUAUUAUUCUCAACGAGUACAUGAUGUGUUGCAAUGCUCAUCAUGUUGCAUAGAUAGUGAGGGCAUAAAGAAGGAUCUCGAUGAGAAAUCAAGGAUUUUAGACAACAAAUUUUUUACAGAACUUUCCCAUGAUGUUCCUCCAGAGGAGGGGGAAAGUUUUGAAUAUAACUUUGAAAAAUCAUUAUUUCCAAAACAAAAUGAUAUUCAAGUAUUAGUAGACCAGUAUUUCAAAUUCAUGACUAUUAUUGAUAGUUGGAAAGAAGAAGAAAUAAAUCAGUUUGUUAAUGAAGAUGAAGAAACUACAAUUUCAGAACAAUAUAGAGAAUUGAGUGAUAUACAAAAAAGGGAAAUAUUUGAUGAUUUCGUGCAAUUGAAGCAAAUAGUGCAAAAUUUUGAUGAGGACUAUAAAAAAGAAAAGCAAGAGGAAUUGAGAAAGAAGUUAGGGUCAGAAGCAAAACGUCAGGAUAAACGUGAAGAAGCAACAGAAUAUUAUAAUAAAGCAAUGGUCUUCUUAAAAGAAGUUCCUUCUGAAAUCGAUACCGAGCAAUUUUUAUUAGUUUUGUCUCGUGAAGCUUAUACAAAGAGUUUGCUGCAAGAAUUUGAAGAAUCUUAUGAAAAAUACGAAAAUUUAUGGAAGGAAAUUGUAAAAUUUGCACUGUAUUUAACAAAGGAUAUUCCAAGAUAUGAUAAAAAGAUUUCUAUUGAUGCAAUUAAGUCACAAAGAUAUGUUGAUCUUUUAGCUUUAUCUAAUGAACAUAAAAAAUAUCUUGAUAUUCUAGAAAUAAGGAUGUCUAUGGGUUUUCAAAAGGAGUAUCAAAAAGAAGGAGGAAAGAAGGAGCUUAAUCGUAAAGUAGCAUACGAGAUUUAUAAGGAGGUUUAUAACAUACAGAAAUUAAAAUCUGGAAUGGAGAUUAAAAGUACUUUAGGAACUAUGAGAAGGAUGGCAAAACUAAAUUAUCUGAUUGCUAAUGAAAAGUACACAAAGCAUAAAUACAAAGACGCCUUACGGUACUACUAUGAAUCAUUAGCAGGGGAGAUAAGAAUUUUGAAAAUACAGGAAGAAAAUUAUAGUAAAUUUCACCCGGUUAUUAGAGAAACUAAUCUAAAAUUUAUCAAAAAGAUUCUAGAUUUUAUUGCACAAAUAAAUGAUAGGCUGGGUGAUUUAGAACAACAAAAUAAAUUAAAAGAAAAUACUAUAAUACUAAAAUACUAUAAUACAGCACAAACAAUUUUUGAUAAACUUUAUGAUGUUGACAAACAUAAUUUGUAUUUAGAAAAGAGCCAAAAAAUAAUAAAAAAGAUUCAAAAUUUAAAACAGAGUUCUACAAGGAAGAACAAAAGGGAAUGGAAUUUGGAAUGGACAGCGAAAAGAAGAUGCUUGAAUAAUUGAAAUCGGAUCAUCAUGAAGAUUUUUUACAAAGAUUUCAACAAAUUAUUUUCAAUUUUAAACCUAACAUAAAAAAGAAAAUAUAUCAGUUAACUUACAUUUACACUGUGUCACAAAUUUUUACUUUUUUUUUAAUUUCAUAACUGCCACUGUGAAAUUCUUAUAGAUUUUUGCGAGCUGUCUUUUGCAGAAAUCUAAAAAUAUUUAAAGACGAAAAUUGCAGAGAAAAUCACCAUUUAACAAAGAAAUUGAAAAUAUUAACAAUUGAAUUGUAAUUCAUACAAGAACAGAUGGAUAGACUUAUGGUUUGUAGUGCAAUUAACUACAAAGGAAAAACAUCCAUACAAUUUGUAUAUGGAAAAAUGAAAAGUAGAGAUUAUCUAAUGAAUGAAGCUAUCAUGACACAUGCAGAACACAUAAAUAAUGAAGAAUACAUAUUUCAAUAUGGCAAUGCAGCAGUUCAUACAGCUUAAAUUGUCAAAAUAUAUUUUGAUACAAACAAUAUUGUUAUUUUAUGGUAGCCAGCAAGGUCACCUAAUUUAUAUAUUAUGUAUUGAGAAUAUAUGAGGCGAAAUUAAUCCGUCAUGUAUAUCAUGGUGCCAAAUAAUUUAAUUCGCCACAAGAAUUGAAAAUCGCUAUAAAGGAAGGUUGAAAUUAAAUUUCUAAAAAACUGAUAACAAAGCUAUACAAAAGACUACUAAAAAGACUAUUAGAAGUUAUAGAAAGAGAAGGAAAAUGUAUACGUUGAAAUUUCAAUAAAACUCCAAUUUUUGAAUAAAAUUAUUAUUUUUCUUCAGUGUAUUCUAAUUUCUGGAAAACAACGUAGAUAACAACAAAUUUUUCCUACGUUACAAAAACAGAGAGUAUUAUUUAUGGAUAUAUACACAAAAUGUUUACAAAAUUACUGAAUUUGAGAAACACGGAAAAUCUAGGGGUGCCUUACUAUUUGGUACAGAGUAUAGAUUCACGGAUAAUGUAUUUUACACUCAAAUGAAACCUAAUAUUUUCUAAGGGGCAGCACCCUCUGCUUCCUAUUGGUGUAAAGUGUAAUC